GUGGCGGGGAGGGCCCGGCCGCGGCCGCUCUUAUUUGUAAACAAAAGGAGCGGCACGACCCAAACAAAAGCGGCCGGGCGGGCGGUACCCGCGCCCCGCUCCGCACCGCAUGGUUCCGCGAUUCCCGCGGCCCCGCACCGCGCCCCGCGCCCCGCACCGCCCCGCUCACUUGGAGGACCAGCCUCGCCACUUGACCAGGCAUGGAAGAAGAUGAGUCAGCACCUCAGGGAGUUCUGCUCGGCGGGCCCGGAGCCGGCCGUUAACCGUGCGGGGAUAUGAAUUGCCGUCGCCCCGGCGCCUGGGUGCCCGCGGCGCGCAGGGACUGAGCAGGAGUCGGACGGGCCAUGGGGUGUCCUGCGUGGGGCCUCGCCCGCACCCCGGGCACUGCCGUCUCCGGCUGAGAAGCUGCUGCUGUGAGACCCUGACAGCUCUUCCUGACGGCGUGGAGGGGCGAACACGAGCGUGAGCUCCCACCUGCCACCGCACCCGAGGCGCCUGCUCUUGGCCUUCAGCGCGCCCCUGAGAGCGCCGCGGGAGGAGCUGGGCUCACUGAAAGACCGUGCGCUCAGUGCCAGUGUCUAAUGGCCCCGAAGUGAAGAGCCAGGCGCUGCUCCGGCGGCGGCGCGGCCGGCCUGCCGCAGAUGAACCCUCCUAACUAGCGCCGAGGGGUCGGGAGGGACGGCGAGCAGGGGAGAGCCCGAGGGGCCAGCCGGGAAGACGAGGAUAGCGGUGGAUAGCGGUGUGCGGAAGAGGACGGACCCGCGAGCAGCUCCACGGCUACCUGUCGACACAUGCUGUGCUCCAUGGCUAACUCGGGCUGCCUCCUUGUCUCCAACUCAGGCAUGCUUCCUCACUCUCUCCCCUGUCCUCCAGCCUUCCUCUACCUCCAACAGGGUAACCAGGACGCCACGGCCCCGCCGGACGCCAUGGCCCAGCCCUACCCCCCCGCCCAGUACCCCCCGCCCCCCCAGAACGGGAUCCCCGCAGAGUUCGCCCCGCCGCACCCGCACCCCACGCAGGACUACUCGGGGCAGAGCACGGUCCCGGAGCACGCCAUGAGCCUCUACACACCAGCACAGAGCCACCCCGAGCCGGCGGGCAGCGACGCCAGCACGCAGUCCAUAGCAGGGACACAGACGGUACCGCAGACAGACGAGGCGGCGCAGACAGACAGCCAGCAGCUACACUCCUCAGACAACACGGACAAGCAGCAGCCCAAGAGGUUACACGUCUCCAACAUUCCCUUUCGAUUCCGGGACCCCGACCUGCGGCAAAUGUUUGGGCAAUUUGGGAAAAUCCUGGACGUGGAGAUCAUUUUCAAUGAGCGGGGCUCCAAGGGUUUUGGGUUUGUAACUUUUGAAACUAGCACAGAUGCCGACCGGGCACGGGAGAAGCUGAAUGGCACCAUCGUAGAGGGCCGGAAGAUUGAGGUGAACAACGCCACGGCCCGUGUCAUGACCAACAAGAAGGUGGCCAACCCCUACACCAACGGCUGGAAGCUGAACCCGGUGGUGGGAGCAGUCUACGGCCCCGAAUUCUACGCAGUAACGGGGUUCCCGUACCCCGCCACGGGGACGGCCGUGGCCUACCGAGGGGCUCACCUGCGGGGCCGGGGCCGUGCUGUGUACAACACCUUCCGUGCCGCGCCGCCGCCGCCGCCCAUCCCCACCUACGGCGCGGUCGUCUACCAGGAUGGGUUCUACGGAGCUGAGAUCUACGGGGGCUAUGCUGCCUACAGGUACGCCCAGCCCGCAGCAGCAGCAGCCGCCUACAGCGACAGCUACGGCAGAGUGUACGCAGCAGCAGACCCCUACCACCACACCAUCGGCCCCGCCGCCACGUACAGCAUUGGCACCAUGGCUAGUCUAUACCGAGGAGGGUACAGCCGCUUCACUCCCUACUAGCAAGAAAGACCCAGCCCCCCCACCACUGCCCCCGAUGCUCACUAGCACCAAACCCAACCAGGCAGACAGAGCCGAGGCCGAGCCUGCGGAGGAGCCGCGGGUGCUGCCUGGGGCUGGCGCCGGGCUCUGUGGGGCCGCUGGGCUCUGUGGGGCCGCGGCACCCCACACCCUGAGGGUUACCUGCAGCACCCCACACCCUGAGGGUUACCUGCAGCACCCCACACCCUGAGGGUUACCUCAGCCACUCCGUCCUGCCGCCCGCCCGCCUCUCCUGCAGCAUCCACCCGCCCCGGGGCCCAGCCCCGAGCCCCAGCAGCGCCCGUUCCCACAGCCGGGGUGCGGGGUCCCCCUCUGCACAGGGCUCAUCCCCCGCGGGGCAGGGGGUGCUCAGCCUGCAGGGAUGCUCGCUCCACAGGCACUGGGGCUCGGCGUGACAGCAGCCCCCCGAGCAGCCCCUCUGCCCCCGUAGGAGAGAGAGGAGCCAGCUGGGCUUGCUGCCAGCUGUGGGGCCUGGCGAGGCUGGGGUGGGUUUGGGAUCCAGGGGCAGGUGUGACGGGCUGGGCUGGCUGCAGAGCUGGGUGUGAUGAGCUGGGCUGGGACGGUGCCUGCGUGCCCCCGGCCACCUGCUCGGCCUGAGUGCUCCAGCGAAAGACCUGCCUCUCUUGUUUCUGUUGUAGUGAACCCGUGGCCGUUUCCUUCUGGGACCAGGAAGGGCAAAAAUAUCCACACACACAUACAAAAUAAAAAAAAAAGAACCCCAAAAUAUAAAAAUUAAAAGCGAAGCAACAAAAAAAAAAAAAAAAAAAAGAAAGAAAAACCAAACAAAAAAAAAGAGAAAGCAAGCCAAGCGGCAGCAGCCAAGUGAGCCCCAACUGUCCACACACACGGCGUGAGCGAGUCCCAGAGGAGCCGCGGCGAGCACCGGCGGUCGGACGCGCCGGAGGGAGGGACCCCCGGCCCCCGGCCCCACAGCCCCGCAGGGAGGGAGCCGGCACAGGCAGGCGUGAGGGUCCGCGGGGCCCGGGGGGCCCUCCCCGCCCGGGUGCAGGGCCCGGGCGCCACGUCUUCCUUUCCCUGGUGCAGCAGCGCUGGGGGUGCCGGCAGAGCGCUGCGCCCUGCCCGCCUCGUGGGACCGGGUGACAGGGUGGGGACCUGGCUUGGUGCCACCCGGCGCUGGCGGCCAUCAGCGUGUCAGGUGUGCGAGGCCUCGGCUCCAGCGCGGAACUGGGGCGGCGGCGCGGAUGCGGUGCUGAGGUAUUGCAGGGGACGACCCUCUGCCUUUUAAAGGGAAUUUUUGUUAAGAGGAGCUUGCAACUCGCUUGUGACCCCUUCCCCUUCUUCCUCCCUCCUUCCCUGACACCCACGCUCCCGCCCUGCCUGGACCAGCCCUGACCAAAGCUGGGCCAGGCCUGCCCCAGUCCCACUCCCGCUUGCUCUGCGGCACGGGACACGCUCACGGCCACCCGUCCCUGCCCGAGGCAGCGGGAUGCCCCCAGCCCUGGGUGCGGGGUCUCGGCCGCUGCAUCCCCCACGAGGGACCCACCCGAGCCACGAGGCUGGGCUGUGGCACCGGCACAUUGUGGCACGGGGCACUGCGGGGCCCAUCCCGGGGUGCAGCGCCGUCCCGCGCCCUUCCGGCUCUGCCGCUCCUCAAACCUCACUUUAUAGUCUGCAGACGCCCCCGACGCCCCAGCGAUGAGCUCCCCCUUUUCUAUUCCCAGUGUACAUAGCCCAGGCCCCGCUCCCUGUACAAAGCUCCGUCCAUCGCUGUACUGGCUUCUCCCUUACAGCACCCCCGCGCCGCCCCGGCGUGCGGGCUGGCGCCAGCCCAUCCUGUAUGCUUCAAAGUGUGACCAUUCUAAUAAACAGUAUUAUUAUUAUUA
This is a messenger RNA of Camarhynchus parvulus, 3787 nucleotides long. RefSeq names its product RNA binding fox-1 homolog 3 (gene RBFOX3). The record is from RefSeq and is a predicted model, not a curated record. Bases 792 to 1904 code for a protein of 370 amino acids. The transcript has 16 exons. Gene Ontology annotation, cellular component: nucleus; cytoplasm. Gene Ontology annotation, biological process: nervous system development; regulation of alternative mRNA splicing, via spliceosome. Lineage: Eukaryota; Metazoa; Chordata; Aves; Passeriformes; Thraupidae. Gene Ontology annotation, molecular function: mRNA binding.